AUGGCUCCUGCUUAUACCCAGAGGAGCGUAAGUACGGACGGUAAAAGGUCACAUUCGUGGCACCGUAUUGAAAAAGUCAAGGCCAAACUUCAGAGAGAUCCUCGUUUACAGCGAGAGAGAUGCAGUUCGAGCAGUUCACACCUUAGACCUCCUAUACGGCAAAUUUGGCAAUACCAUCAACGAACACCGAUCCCAAUAAAAAACUCCCUCCCAUAUGUUUUCUCCCCCACGCCGCCUCUUGAAAUUUUCAUGGCUCCGGUCAUGGAACGAACUUUGUCCGGGGACUCGAUUGUUUCCGAUGACUAUGUUUCAAUACCUUCUACUGCUCUCCACGAUAACACCAUUUUGAGCGACGACCAAGCCGCCAAUCUCAUUCAAGAUUACUUCCACUAUGACCCACCUCCAAAUCAUAUCCACCUCGAGUUCGAACUCCGCAAUCUUCUCCUCAAAGCCUAUCUCUCAGACCGUGCCAUCGACCGCAUCAUCUACCUAAUCGACACCAUAUUCUUCCGACAUUCCCUCCACAACCGCGUGCGUCUCUCCUGGUCCUCGCCCUCCCAACCUCGCUAUUCAUCCGAGCUAAUCGGCACCACGGCUCUUCGUCUCGCUUCUUUUGGCGGCUUCGAAACCUUGAUUGUUUUAUCGGAACCUAUUUUGCGCGAUCCUCAAUACGAUGGCCGAUUAUUGUUGAGUGCGUUAUUGCAUGAAUUGGUGCAUUGUUAUCUCUUUGUCAAAUGUGGAUUUGGAGCUAAGGAAAUGGGGGGGCAUACGGAUGGUUUUCAUCGCGUGCUGGGGGUUAUUGAUGCGUGGGUGGAGAGGUGGAUUGGUGGGGAUUGGUUGAGGUUGUGUAGUAUGAGGGCGAAUUUGGAGUUUUUUAGAGUGCGGAGGGAGGUGGAGGUGCCGGUGCUGAGGCCGCUGCAGCAGAGGUUGGUGGAGGGGAUGGGUCAUUGGAGGGACGGAGAAAGGGAGAGGGAGAGUGAGAGCAUAUGGGGAAAAAAGGUACACCAAAGUCAUCAUCCCCACGCAGGAUGCGGUCAAAGUCCUGGGCCGGGAACCGAAAGAGCAUUGCGCGGUGCAAAUGAUCUUAUGCAAUAUAUUGGCAUUGACGAGGGAUUUCGAUAA
Molecule: messenger RNA, 1122 nt
Organism: Sclerotinia borealis F-4128
Lineage: Eukaryota; Fungi; Ascomycota; Leotiomycetes; Helotiales; Sclerotiniaceae
Source: the annotation of a GenBank genome assembly